Molecule: messenger RNA, 522 nt
Organism: Octodon degus (degu)
Lineage: Eukaryota; Metazoa; Chordata; Mammalia; Rodentia; Octodontidae
Gene: Cd164l2
Product: CD164 molecule like 2
Exons: 5
Coding region: 1-522 (173 amino acids)
Cellular component (GO): cytoplasmic vesicle
Source: RefSeq, a predicted model, not a curated record
AUGGCCGCGCCAAGACCCCACGCCUUGCGGGCUGCGCUCUGUGGAGGCUGCUGCUGCCUUCUCUUGUGUGCCCAGCUCGCAGCGGCUGGUAAAGGAGCUCGUGGCUUUGGACGAGGAGCCUUGAUCCGCCUGAACAUCUGGCCGGCUGUCCAAGGCAGCUGCAAACAACUGGAGCUCUGUGAGCGAUGUGUGGAAGGGGACAGAGGACACAACCACUCAGGCUGUGUGUGGCAGCAGUGUCAACCAGAGGAGCCAGGACACUGUGUGACCCGUGCUGAGGUAGCCAAGGAGGGUUGCUCUGUUUAUAACCGCUCAGAGUCCUGUCCUGCUGCCCACCAUCACCCCACCUAUGAACCGGUGACAGUCACAACAGGGAGCCCCACAGUUCCUGAAAUCCAUAGCCCUGGCUUCGAUGGUGCCAGCUUCUUUGGGGGUGUCGUGUUGGUGCUGAGCCUACAGGCAGUGGCCUUCUUUGUGCUGCGCUUCCUCAAGGCCAAGGACAGCACUUACCAGACAUUGUGA